Penicillium robsamsonii is the source of this 2784-nucleotide messenger RNA. RefSeq names its product histone deacetylase hosB. The transcript has a single exon. The coding region runs from base 1 to 2784 and encodes 927 amino acids. Gene Ontology annotation, cellular component: nucleus. Gene Ontology annotation, molecular function: histone deacetylase activity. The record is from RefSeq and is a predicted model, not a curated record. Lineage: Eukaryota; Fungi; Ascomycota; Eurotiomycetes; Eurotiales; Aspergillaceae.
AUGGAUCCAUACAAGCUCCCCUCCACUCAGGAGGACCCACCACUAUUCGGGGACAAUGGGGUCAAUAACAACAAUAUCGAUGAAGCGCAUUGUAAAUUGAUCGACUCUCUGGAUCGCCUGACUCUGGCGACAGCGACCCCAUUGCCUCCAUCACCUCGUCUUUCUUCUAUUCCAUCGAAUCUUCCCCCUAGAUCUGUUCAAGCCACUCGGCCUGUGCCUGUUAUUCCUCUACAUGCCAACCAGCCUGUUCAAUCUGUCACUUUACAGUCAAAUCAACCUGUUCAACUUGUCUCACCACAGACAGCCGGUUCUGUUUCUUUUCAGGACGAACGACGCAAGUCAAUUACACCACUACAAAAGCGCAAGUCCACUGCAUCUCUUCGGUCGGUCUCACAACCGCUCAAAUCUUCAUCUCCAACUCCUGAUCCUUCACGCCGCAUAUCACUCACCUCUGCGGGGCUGCCAACCACUGCAACUUCACCCGCGAUGCACCCCGCACGCCUUGUAUUCAGCCCAGCUCCAGAGGCUCCAAUUCCGACUGCUUCGUCUGUCGCCGCGGAGCACUUCUCAAAGGAGCUUGAAUUGCACCGAUCUGGUGGUAUCAAUACUCAAACUGCUGUUAUUGUUCAUGACGACUGCUAUGGUCAUCGUUACUCCCAGCUUGAAGCACCAAAACGGACUCUUGAGAGAAUUGUCGAAAGACCGGAGCGCAUCCGUGCCUGCGCUGUAGGCAUCUCUGCAGCUUAUGUCCUCCUCGGCUCUCGGUAUGCGGAAGGUCUCGCGCCAAACCCAAGUUUGAGCUUGAGGAACAUCGACGUUCCUUUUCAGAUUCUCAAGACUGAUCGCAAAGUGCAUUUGUCUGAUACUGCUGUUACGGAUGUCCAUGGAAUCCAAUGGAUGUCAGAAUUGAAAUGGAUGGGGGACAUUGCAGAGUCACGUCUCAUCAUGGAUGGUAAUGAACUUGCCAGGCAACAAACGGAAGAACACGACGGGCUUGGGACAAGUGGUCCUGCUCUAAAUACCAACGACCUCUACUUAUGCUCAGAGUCUGUGAACGCCUUCCAAGGAGCCCUGGGGGGCAUCUGCGAGGGCGUGGAUCUUGUUUUCGACUCUGGUACGAUUCAGCGCGCAUUUGUCUGCAUUCGACCUCCUGGUCACCACUGUUCGGCUAACUUCCCUUCUGGCUUUUGCUGGAUCAACAACGUUCAUGUCGGAAUUUCCCACGCAGCGACAGACCACGGUCUGACCCACGCUGCUAUCCUUGACUUCGAUCUUCACCACGGCGAUGGGUCUCAGGACAUUGCAUACGAUCACAACUCCAGAUUGCUCAACAAAACACAAAGGGCCAACUUGGCCAAAACCGAUGCUACGAAAUUCAAGGAAUAUGAAGACGCUUCUCCAUAUACCAAAGCAGCGAUUGGCUACUACAGUUUGCACGACGUGAACUCUUUCCCUUGCGAGAACGGCGAGCGCGACAAAGUCAUGGGUGCCAGCCUCUGUGUCGAAGCACACAAUCAAUCCAUUUGGAACGUUCAUCUCGAAAAGUGGGCCGAUCUUGAUGAGUUCUGGAAAUUAUACCAGACGAAAUACAACGCAUUGCUCACCAAAGCCCGCUCCUUUCUUCGCGAAUGGACAAUUGAACUCAACCAAGAACGACAAGAGAAUCCGAAUUCUCCAGUGCCCAAGGCGGCAAUCUUUAUCUCUGCCGGGUUUGAUGCCAGUGAGUGGGAAGGCAACGGCAUGCAACGCCACAGCGUGAAGGUGCCGACUGAAUUCUACGCCAAGUUCACCGCGGAUGUUAUCCGCAUGUCGCAAGAGGAAGGCCUCGGUGUCGAGGGGCGUGUCAUCAGCAUCCUCGAGGGCGGCUACAGUGACCGCGCGUUAUCCUCCGGUGUUCUCAGUCAUCUCUCAGGUCUCAGUGAGAACUCAGAGUACAAGACUGAGUGGUGGUCUCCCAAUCAGCUGAAAGAAUUGGAUGCCAUCAUGGCUCCAGCGCCCAGCAAAGGGCGCAAGAAGGGUGCUGCCACCUACCUGACAGCCACCAAAUCCUUUGCGGCAAAGGCCAUCGCCCCCGGGAGAGACCGAAAGUCCACCGGGGAACUCGAUACCAACAUCGCCGCCCCUUUGCCAGAAGUGAGCUGGGCGGUGGCCACCGGGGAGCUGUCAAAGCUCAUAAUCCCCGAUGGCCGCCAGACCCUGAGCUGCCGCCCGGCGGAGUUAAACCGCCAGCGACGGGAGCAGAGCGCCCAGGAUGGGGGUCUCGACAUCCCCAUCCCCGAGAAACGGCGCCAACUGCGCUCGCGCAAGCCUAAGGAGUCGACCCCCAUGCCCACCACACCCCGCCCUGCCACACCACGGCGCCAGGCCCGCAAGGGCGUGAAUACUCCCAAGACCACCAUUGCCGCCACGACCCUCCCUGCUGCCUCCCACGAGGCCUCCCCGUCUGUGGGUGCCUCCCGUCGGAAGAGCACCAGUCUGACGCGGGCGGGAACUCCACGCCGGGGUGUCAGCCCCUUGAACCUCCCCCCAGUUCCCCAGAUUCCAACUUCUGUGGGGGGAGGCAGGGGCUGCACUCGGAUAAUUCUCAACAUGCCGGCGCGGGAGCCCGGUCGUGGCCGCAAGUUAUCUGGCGGUGCGGUUGACCACCACCGCCGUGGUCGAGGCUCAAGAUCCCCCAAGAAGGGGAAGACGAAGCGUGGGAGCAACUCCGGCGGAAGCUCGGCUACCUCCGCCGACAGUUCUCCCCUAAUCGUGGCCAAGGAUGCCGUGAUGGAGGAUGCUUAA